AUGUCCCUCAGGGACGGGGGUUUGGGUAUUCCAGAUUUAAAUGAGCUGGUAGCCAGAACUAAGUAUAACAUCUUAAGUCGGACCGAAACCACCGAUGAUCCGUUAGUGGCCGCCUUAGCCCUCACGCCCUAUGUCCAGAAGGAGAUUAGGAAAUGCGAGGAUAUGAUCCGGAAGGCGAGGAAUUUCCAUCAAGAAUUCAUGGCACCAUAUCAGGGAGAGCAGUGUCCACGCCUGUCCGACCGGAAUCUUAAGCCGGACCUGAUCAUAAAUAGGAAGGACGGGACUAGGGUCCUCAUCGAUGUAACGGUGCCUUUCGAUGGAGGGGGAUCGUUACGGAAGGCAGCAGACGAGAAGAUGAGGAAGUACGGUCAGGUUGCCAAUGAGAUCGGCGGGGGGAACUUGGAGGUGUGGCAGUUUGUCAUCGGAGAACGAGGUAGCUGGUGGUCAAACAAUAGUAAGAUCAAAAAUCUCCUGAAGAUCACUGGCAGAGAGAUUCGUUCCCUACUACUCAAUACCAUACGGGCCUCUAUUGUCAUGGUUCAUAGAUUUGGGAAGACUGUCAACUAGUC
This is a messenger RNA of Soboliphyme baturini, 569 nucleotides long. The record is from the annotation of a GenBank genome assembly. NCBI's taxonomy places the organism in Eukaryota, Metazoa, Nematoda, Enoplea, Dioctophymatida, Soboliphymatidae.